Emys orbicularis (European pond turtle) is the source of this 939-nucleotide messenger RNA. RefSeq names its product ankyrin repeat domain 2 (gene ANKRD2). Bases 1 to 939 code for a protein of 312 amino acids. The transcript has 9 exons. Gene Ontology annotation, molecular function: protein binding. The record is from RefSeq and is a predicted model, not a curated record. NCBI's taxonomy places the organism in Eukaryota, Metazoa, Chordata, Testudines, Emydidae.
AUGGAGGAGGCACCCAUGGAGCAGGGCGUGAAGUGGGCGACGGAGCUGAUUGACCAGAAGCUGGAGGAGCAGGAGCGGCUCAAGAGCCAGGCCCCCGAGAUGCCGCCAGCAGUGGCGAGAAUGGACACGCCGGAGCUGGAGGACGAGAAGCGCCGCGGCCCCAUUCACUGGGGCAUCGAGGGGCUCAAGGGCCAGGGGCGGGAGCGGAAGAGCUCACUGGACCUGCGCCGGGAGAUCCUCCACGUGGGCGGCAUCCAGUACCUCUUCGAGCUGUGCAAGACGCGCCGGAAGCGCAGGGAGGAGAAGGCGGUGCCGGAGCCGGAGCCGGAGGAGAUCGUGGGCCCCGUGGAGGAGGAGGCGUUCCUGAGGGCAGCUGUGCAGGGCAAGAUCCGGGUCAUUGAGAAGUUCCUGGGGGACGGGGGCUCCCCUGACACCUGUGACGAGUUCCACCGGACGGCCCUGCACCGCGCCUCGCUGGAAGGGCACCUGGAGAUCCUGGAGAGGUUGCUGGACCAUGGCGCAACCGUGGAUUUCCGAGACCGGCUGGACUGCACGGCCAUGCACUGGGCCUGCCGGGGGGGGCACCUGGACGCCGUGAAGCUGCUGCAAGACCGAGGCGCUGACCUCAACCUGAAAGAUAAGCUCAUGAGCACCCCCCUGCAUGUGGCGACCCGAACUGGGCAGACGGAGAUCGUGGAGCAUCUGAUCAACACAGGGGUGGAUGUCAACUCCCGGGACAGGGAGGGGGACAGCGCGCUGCAUGACGCCGUGCGGCUCAACCGCUACAAGAUCAUUAAGAUGCUGAUCCUGUACGGGGCGGACAUGAUGGCUCAGAACCUGGCAGGAAAGACCCCCACGGAUCUGGUGCAGCUCUGGCAGGCAGACACCCGGCAGGCGCUGGAGACGCAGGAGCCUGGCGAGACGGAGGCCCUGGCGUGA